UCUAGUAGUUGACUAUAAGUAACAUAAAGUAUGUUUAAAAACCGAACGGCGUGGUUUUCUAAUAGUGUCAGGACAGGAAUUCCUCAAUUUUGGUUGUGUGAGGGUGGGACCCUUGCUUGUCAGAAGACUGCUGAUUAUCUUUUCAGUGCUGAUGCCACCUGCCCAGACACACAAAGGAUAUUUGGGAGUGAAGCCUACAUCAAGGACAAGGUUACCGUGUUCCACAGUCUCUACCUGUCUGCGUGUAAGAAGUGUCACAGCGUGAAGUCUGUGUGCAUAGGUCACUACGUGCUUCCUCCUGCUCCUGUUCAAGAUGAGGUGAGAGCUGUAUUUGGAAGGUUCUUAUGGGAGCAGGAGAAUCAUAAAACAGCGGAGAGUCCCCAAGAUCAACUGGCUUUGCCCAUUCAGAAGGAGGAAGAUAACUUAAGUGAAUCAGGAAUUAAGUUCACCUGCUCUGAUGUUACCACUGGGACUAAUCUUCAGAGAGAUCCACAUCUGUGUUGUGCAGUACAACAUUACCCUGUUAACAAUAUGAUAACAGGGUAUGUCAGCAUUGACGAGCUGAAGGGAUACCCGGGUGAGCUGCAUGACUUUAUACCAGGCCACUUUGGCUCCUCUGUCACCAGGGUGCACAGCACCAGACCCGGGGGGCCCUCGGAGCACCUGUCUAAAGAGCCCAGAGGCUGCAGAGCCCAGAGGCUGCAGAGCCCAGUGGCUGCAGAGCCCAGAGGCUGCAGAGCCCAGAGGCUGCAGAGCCCAGUGGCUGCAGAGCCCAGAGGCUGCAGAGCCCAGAGGCUGUAGAGCCAUAGGGAACCAACAGAGACACAACCAUAUACUGUAG
This is a messenger RNA of Hypomesus transpacificus, 841 nucleotides long. It is a transcript of the gene terb2, whose product is annotated as telomere repeat binding bouquet formation protein 2. The record is from RefSeq and is a predicted model, not a curated record. Gene Ontology annotation, cellular component: nuclear inner membrane. Bases 31 to 801 code for a protein of 256 amino acids. Gene Ontology annotation, biological process: meiotic attachment of telomere to nuclear envelope; homologous chromosome pairing at meiosis. The transcript has 7 exons. Lineage: Eukaryota; Metazoa; Chordata; Actinopteri; Osmeriformes; Osmeridae.